Molecule: messenger RNA, 2786 nt
Organism: Schistosoma spindalis
Lineage: Eukaryota; Metazoa; Platyhelminthes; Trematoda; Strigeidida; Schistosomatidae
Source: the annotation of a GenBank genome assembly
GGAAUUCCAUUAAUGCGCUGCGCAUCGCGUGGUUGGAUUUGGUUAUUGCGCAUAGCUGACACCCGGUGUUAACUUCCUGUGGAUAGAUGGCUUCCAGCUCUGAGUCAGACAUUAGCGCAAGCUGCUGUGAUCAAGAAGUUACACACACAGAUACAGUGAAGAUUAACAAGGGUCCAAAGGUUGUUUCCGUUUCUUCUGCCUGGGGAUUACCGGAACCAGUUCUUCGCGUAGGAAAUCGUACUAUCUUUACGCAUGGACGUCCACCUUGGUAUAAUGCUGAAGGACAAACUCAACAGCCUUUUGUAAUCGGUAUAUGUGGGGGUAGUGCAAGCGGUAAAACAUCUGUUGCUCGCGUAAUUAUUGAAAGUCUGGAUGUACAGUGGGUCAGUUUAAUAAGUUUGGACUCAUACUACAAGGUUCUUACUCCAGAGCAAAGACUUCAAGCUAUUGCUUGUCAUUACAAUUUCGAUCAUCCAAGCGCUUUUGAUCUUGAUUUAUUGGAAAAUCAUUUACGCAGGUUACGCGACGGUAAAACUAUUGAAGUACCUGAAUAUGAUUUCAAAACUCAUUCUCGUACUUCUAAAACGAAUACUGUCUACGGGGCUAAUAUUAUUAUCAUUGAAGGAAUUUUGGUAUUCUAUUCACAAGCUGUGGCCAAACUAAUGGAUUUGAAGGUGUUUGUUGAUACAGACGCAGAUGAACGCUUAUCUCGUCGUCUUCGUCGUGAUAUUAGUGAACGUGGUAGAGAAUUGAAUAGCGUACUAGAACAAUAUAUGCGUUUUGUCAAACCUUCCUAUGAACAAUUUAUUGCUCCAAGUAUGGCUCAAGCAGAUAUUAUUGUUCCAAGAGGUGGACAAAAUGUUGUCGCUCUGCAACUUAUUGUUCAACACAUCAAUAAACGUUUAAAACAGUGUGGACUACGAACCAGACAUGAAUUUGCUAAAUUCCCAUUCAUACUUUCUAAUGGUGCGUUACCAACAGAUUCCAAUGAUACAACUUGGGAGGACAAUAAUUCAACUGGUAUAAAUAAUACAUUAGAUGAUGUUUUUACAAUGAACAACCAUCUGUAUCAUAACAAGCAAUAUAUUACUAAUGGUACAUCUGAUAGAUUAUGUCUCCCACCUCAGGUUUAUGUAUUACCUUCCACACCUCAAAGACUUGGUCUGCAUACAUUAAUUCGUGAUCGGAGCACCAAUCAAGAUGCAUUUGUUUUCUAUGCCGAACGUUUGAUGCGUCCUUUAUGUGAAGCUGCAAUGAAUCUGCUUCCUCAUAUGGAUAUAGAUAUCGAGACUCCUCAGGGUAUCACUUAUCGUGGUCGGAAAUUAGCUACUGGCACUCAAGUAUGUGGUGUAUCUAUUCUAAGAGCAGGUGAAGUACUUGAACCGGCUUUAUGCGCUGUGUGUAAAGAUAUCCGUUUGGGCAAAAUUUUGAUACAAACCAAUCCAGUCACAUCUGAACCUGAAUUACACUAUAUUCGUUUACCUCGAGAUAUUAAAGAUUGUUUUGUUAUACUUAUGGAUGCCACUGUGGCUACUGGAGCGGCUGCUAUAAUGGCUAUGCGUAUAUUAGUGGAACAUGAUGUGCCAGAAGAUAAAAUUAUUCUUAUCUCCUUAAUAAUGGCUAGUCAAGGUGUACAUUCUGUUGCUUAUACAUAUCCAAAGGCUCACAUUGUAACUACUGCUGUAGAUUCAGGUUUGAAUGAUAGUUAUCACAUUGUUCCAGGUGUUGGAAAUUUUGGCGAUCGCUAUUUUGGUACUACUCUGGAUCUAGAAACAAGAUAAUCAAUCUAAUUGUUCUUUUUCUUCAUGACAUUCUGCAACACUUUUGCCAAUCUGAGUGAACUUUCUUUUCGUUGAUUACAACUUAUACAGUCAGGAACCUUUCUAGUUGGUUUUAGUCUGGUUUUUAAUUAAUUCUUUCCUUUAAAGAGUUUUUGUUUUCUUUUCUGACAGAUUUUUUGUGAAAAUCUACUUUCACUACCACACUAGCUCGAUAUCCUUGUCUAGUCCUCAUCUCUAUUCUUGUUUCAUUCAUUGCAAUUUCUUAUACUCUCUUGUAUGUAGUUUUGUUAUUCCGUCUGACGAAUUGAUUUGCAGUUAGUGUGUUUUCUUCUUUAUGUAUGUGUGUCAAUUUAAUUGAAUUCACUGGUAUCUUUUGGAGGUAUAUUUGUACUUCAUUGAUUAUUUUUGUCUUUUUUUUUACCACAUGGUUGUUUUCUUCCCACUUGACAAGGAAGAAGCAAGUUUAUUUUCUUUGUAAUUUAUGUAUGUAUUACGAAGAAUGUACGUAUAUAAUAUACUAAUUAUUUGUUGUAUACUAAAUGUUUCAAUAUUUUGUUGUUUAAUCUUGAUUUUCUUUUACAAAUAUUUCUGUUAUUGUAAUACACUGAUAAUUUCCUACUUUAUUCAUUCACUUCGAUUUCUUAUUCUUUAGAAAAAGAUACGUCUAUUUUAAUUUCUAUUAUUGUUGCUGACGAUGAUGACAAAAUUAAUGUGAAACAUCAUUUUCUACAUAAAGUGUGUUCAGAUGUCGUUUUAUAUCCUAUAUGCAUAUAUGAAGCGGUAGCUUGCUGGUUAGAAUGCUCGAAAUCGUUUGAAGGUUCCAACUCCCUACUCAUUAAUUACUUGAGGUUUCGGGCUGGCUGCUAGCAAUAAAAGACCUCAUACAAUCAGUUUCGCUUAGAGAUUCUCUCUUUUCACAUCUUCAUUGUUGUUGUGUGGCGCAUAUGUAUUUGGUGCCUCUUUGUAGCAAUAUUUAUGUGUUCAAAUAAAUAAUAAAUAAAAUUA